Molecule: messenger RNA, 12099 nt
Organism: Porites lobata
Lineage: Eukaryota; Metazoa; Cnidaria; Anthozoa; Scleractinia; Poritidae
Source: the annotation of a GenBank genome assembly
AUGCAAGCGCUCAGAAAAACGUCGUCGUUGCCUAAGACUUUAAAAACAUUGCUACUAAGCCUGGCUGUGUCUGAUCUCGGUGUAGGCUUACUUGUCGAACCACUGUUUGUUGCAUUUCUUGUGAUGGAAAAAAACAGUACUGCUUAUUCUACAGUAAAGUUAGCGCGUUCAAUCCCGGCAAAAAUAUUGGUCUUUGCUUCGCAUUUUGGUGUUUUUGCAUUAGCUGUGGACAGAUUCUUGGCCAUUCAGCUUCAUCUCAGAUAUCAAGAGCUUGUGACCCACAAACGUGUUGUUGCUGUUGUGAUCUCACUCUGGGUGUUUAGUGCAUCAAUUUCCUUCCGAAGUCCUCGUAUUAUGCGAGCGGUCAUUGCACUUGUUUGUGUCAUAACUACAGGAUUGCUUUAUUGCAAGAUAUACGCUUCCGUGAGACACCACACAAAUCAGAUUCACCGUGACGCUCUGCAAGUACAACAGGCGACACAGAAUGAAGAUAUGGCAAAUGCCGCAAGGCUGAAAAAAUCUUCACUGGCUACAUUCUACGUUUAUUUCGUGUAUUUAGUUUGCUAUUUGCCAUUGUAUUGUGUUGUUUUUGCCCAGACCAAUGGUGAAACUCCCUUGUUAUCUCAUUUAUCUUAUUUCACAAGGACUCUUGUGUAUCUCAAUUCAUCCCUCAAUCCCUUGAUCUACUGCUGGAAGAUGAGACACAUUCGACAAACUGUUAUGGAUAUACUUAGAAAUAUUUUCGCGAUUUGUCCCCACUAAAGAAAGGAUCUAACUGAGAAUAACUUAAUCGGCCUUUUUCUCUCUGAGUGGUGAAAAUAUUAGCUUUCCAGCAAUACAAUUGGAAAAAUGACACUAAAUAUAAACGGGAACUGAAACCUUCUUGUACUCUCUGUUUGAAGGCCAAGGGAUAAAUAUAUGAUCGAGUGAGUAUAAGUUCAUGAGAUUUCAGUUUGCUUUGAAAUAAUUAACAAAUAACGGGAAACUUUGAAAGUAUUAUUUAUCAAAGUCAGAAAGAGGGCAAAAAGAAAAAGCUGGGUGGUUUAGGACGAAUGACGAGUGACGUGAUAAAUAGAGGGCCGAGUUUCCAAAUUUUCAUGGGCAAAAAGUUCUGUGUACGUACUGUAAAGUGUCUUAAAAAGUUUACUAGAUUUUGGUAACCAUAGUGCAUCCAAUAAAGAAGACUAACUGAAGAGGAGAGAGAUCAAAACUAUGUCAAUAAAUCUUCCAUACUGAAUGUACCAAGAGUGGUGAAAAGAUUGACCGAUAUAACAACGACAACAACAACAACAACAACACAUAAUAAUAAUUAUUAUUAUAAUAAAAAUAAUAAGAAUAACAGUAAUAAGAAUAAUAAUGAUAAGAAGAACAAGACUUCGGCCAAUCUAAUUUUCUAUUUUUCCAACAAAAACGGAAAAAGGAAAUAUUACUUAUCGUUAUCAUAUUUACAUAUUUUAAAGUACAGAAAAAAAUAGAAAAAAAAAUGGUCAGGAAAACUGAUCAUUUUUUCAUUUUCCUAAUUCUGAAGUCCGCUUCUUGAAAAAUUCAAAAAAUACUGUAAACGGCUAAAAGCGAUAUUUUGCUAUUUCUUAUUUUCUUGAUAUUGUUAGAGCAAUUUUCCAUUUUUUUUUUUUUGGAUGAAUAGAAAAACUUUAACGAUACACCCUUUCAGACAGUUUCAUUUUUCAUUUUAUUGAAAAAUGGCGCAGAAAAGUGAGAAGUUAUGAAUAUUUAACGGUGAAGAAAGGAAAAACCUAAUUCGUAUCCACUAUCGACUCACUAAUUUGGUUAGAAGAUUUACACAGGGUCGGCGGGGGGGGCGGCUUAGUUUUCGAGAUGCGGACCUAGUUCCAUUCUCUUUUGAUCUCGAUUUCCCCUGAAGGUUUGAGUUGUCGGGAGUCGACUGUGGUCGUGGAAAUGAAGAAUAUGAGAAAGGGUACGAGGGAGGAGGAGAAGGCGUGAAAAUUGGUACGAGAAAAGGGGGUUAACUCAACGGUUUUCAUGCCAGCAACACUAUGGUCCCAGCACAAAAAAAGCGGUUCGUGAGAGAUAUUAAGGGGAAAACAAGAAGGUCGUUGGACAGUCACAUGCACAAAAUAAAUAAAGAGCGCGCCAGUGAAGAGGUCAGACGUUUUUAAAUUAAAUAGUUGCUCAAAAGUAGACUGCUUAGCCUGCCGAAAUAACGGAUCUUGCCGCAGAACUGGUGUUUUAGGAUUGCAAGAGUAAAGUAUAUUGAACUAUUAUUAUGGAGGAGAAAAAUAACGAGGCGCCUAGUAUACACUCGCUGGAAAGAACAUCUUAAUGCUCUGGCCCAUACAUUUGCUCAUACAUUGGAUAGCGACGAUCCACCGGAUAAAUCACUAUCCAGCGGCCUGAUCAUUUUUCAUGUAUUUUAGGGAAACCAAUUGCGUUAUCCACUGGAUAGUUAUCCACCUUUUAAGCAACUCAGCCCUGGAAAGAGGAGAGCAAAGAGCAAGUAUGGGGAAACGUCCCACAGUUUAAAUGCAACAGGAACACUUUAUGGUUACGAGAUGUUAGAUCAGGUCACAGAGUAAGUCCUAAGUAAUGAGGUAAAGGAAUCAGCUAAUCAAAUCCAAAACUGAAUGAAACUACGUUCACAUUCCGAGAACUAAAGGACCCAAACCCACCCUCCCCAUCCCACGCCUCCGCCGACCCUGUGUAAAUCGUCUAACACUAAAACUAGUGAGUCUAAAGUGGAUUAGGUUUUUCUUUUCUUUAUUGGCAAAUGCUCAUGAUUUGUCAUUUUUAUUUGCUAUUUUUCAUUAAAACAAAAGAUGAAAAAUUGCCCGUUUUUGUUUGUUUGUUUGUUUUCUAUUUAUUGAAAAAAUGAAAAAAUUGUUCGCAACACUUGUCAUUUUUUUCAUUUUUCUUGUUAAAAUGGAAUUAUGGAAAAUUAGGCGACAGGUACGCUAUUUUUCUAUUUUUUCAUUUUUUGAACAAAAUGGAAAAAAUGAAAAAUGGUGGGAAUAAAUAUUAUUUUUUCAUUUUUCCUUUUUUCUAUUUUUUGCGAAAAACGGAAAAAAUAGAAAAAUGAGUUAAGAAUCGGAGAUUAUUUCAUUUUUCUCAUUUUCUAACAAUAUCAAGAAAAUAAAAAAUAGCAAAAUAUCGCUUUUCGUCGUUUACAGUAUUUUUUGAAUUUUUCAAGAAGCGGACUUCAAAAUUAGGAAAAUGAAAAAAUGAUCAGUUUUCCUGACCAUUUUCUUUUUUUCUAUUUUUUUCUGUACUUUUAAAUAUGUAAAUAUGAUAACGAUAAGUUAUAUUUCCUUUUUCCGUUUUUGUUGGAAAAAUAGAAAAUUAGAUUGGCCGAAGUGUGCACGGACCUACAAGUCCCUCCUCUAGCCGCUUGUAAUUAUUGUAUUUUGAAUUCAUUACAAAAUAAUUGUAAUUAAUCUCGUCUGUAAUUUCGUAAUUAUCGUAUAUCUUGCCGUAUCUUUACAUCAUUAGAAUAAUAUAUUUUGAAUUCAUUAUUGUAAUUAAUCACCCCACGGCCAUAAGGUGGCAAAUGAAAAAAUGAAAAAAAAAGAAUCCUUAUUUCAAAUCUUUUUAAAACAGUAUUCGUAUCUCGAUAUACAUACGUUAAUGAAUGAAAUGAAAGGAAUUUAAAAUUUUCUUUUGUUAAUAAAUGAAAUAAAAAAAAUUUAAAGGUCUUGUUUCUUGUUUCUAUUUAUGUGCUUGUGGUUUUGUUGGCCUCUAAAUCUACAUUUACAUCUGCAAGUUUUCUAUCCCUCCUCUAGCCGCUUGUAAUUAUUGUAUUUUGAAUUCAUUAUCAAAUAAUUGCAUAAUCUCUUCUGUAAUUUCGUAAUUAUUGUAUGUCUUGUAUCUUUAUAUCAUUAGAAUAAUAUAGUUACUAAUUAGUUACUAUUCUCAUUGGUAUAAAAGCCGCCGCUUGACGAUUUAAUCAACUAGAUUAGUGUGUGCUCCCCCGCGAAGCAGUCUAUUGCUCCUUUACGGUCCCCAGGGAAAUUCCCUAGGCCUUUUAUACGCCCUAGCAAACAAAUUCACCGUCUUCUCGCAAGUCUACUCUACAACGGGCAAGCAAGUUUCCCCACCCUCCUCCCCUUCAGCGGCGCUGGCAAAUUUUCUCUAUCGGCCCACAUUAUGCCUUAUGCAAAAUUUUUCACCCAUAACUUAUCCAUCAAAAGGCAUAAGGUGGCUUUUAUGCGAAUGUGAAUUAGUUACUAUCGCGUUUCGGUUUAAAUGAAAAUAUAUUCAAAUUACUGUGUGAUGAGGACUUUAUAAAUUAUGAAUUACUGGCUCUGUUUUAAUGCUCUGCUCUUGUUUUAAUUCCAAACAAGGGAAUAUUUCGGAUGCUACGAGUACAACUUUAUGUGUCAAUGAAGGGAGAAAGUAUCGUCUUGUAUAUUAAAUGCGCAUUAAAUUGCAAGCAAUGAUGAACUUUCUUUAUAUUAACCUAAAAAGCUGGAGAUAAAUAAAUAUGAUUCACGUUUUGAUAGCUGCCUCGGAUGAAUUUAAUACCACUAUCCAUUAAGUAAGUUAAUAAAGCAUAGUAUAUGGUCCUUGAUUACUUUCUUAAUAAAAUGAAAUUGAAACAUACUUCUCGAGUUGAUUGUAGUUUAAGGCAUAUAUUACUUUUUUGGAAUAUGAUUACUCAUUGAAUUGCCUCCUGGUGUUGGCUGGUUUCAUUAAGCUAAGACUCAGACAAUGGGCCGGUGUUUUAGACGUUCUGAUCGUUUGCAGCUGAUCAAGUCUGACACAUAUGUGACCGAAUGAUUUUUUAAGUAACUACCCACUGUAUCUUUGUUUUAAAACCCCAGCUAGUAAGUUUUUUUAUAGGAAAUGUCUUUUUUUUCUGAACCCCCAGUCCUAAGACUCGUCGCAAGUCGUAUUUAAUUAAAACUUGGGCGUUUUUUAUAGUUUUUACUUGAGUUCAGCAAACACGUUGGAUUGGUGUCCGACCUAAUAGUCAGCUUUUAACGCCUUCCAAACUAAAAUGUGGAUUUCCAAUUUGGAAAAAUCCAGAAGAGUAUUGGCAUUUGAUACUGAAAAACUUUGUGUUUCUGAAAGGUUUUCGCUAAUUAGAAGGAGAAAAAAUAGUGUUCAGUUGUGUUGUGCGCGCACACAAGCGAGACUAACUACCUACUGUGCUGGUCUAUGUUUUAAAAGCUUAGCUAGUAAUUUCUUUUUGUACGGGGAACAAGUUCCUUCUCUCAUGUCAAGAGACUCGUCGUUUGUCAUAGUUACUAAAAAAACGUGCGUUUCUUUCGCUUGAGUCCAGCAAACAUGUAGGAUUGGUCUCAUACUUAAUAGUCUGCAUUCCCUCUAAACCAUUGCUUAACUCUUUUCUGUUUGACUUUGUGUUUACGAUUCACCACAAACCAGCUGCCAUUUCUACUUUGAUAUCGCGCCAAUAGUUUCGAAUAACUCACUUCCAUUUGACUGACGAACUUUAUCCUGAUACAAUUAAAGAAUUAUAAUACAAAAAUAUUUUCAGCCUAAAAUCGGCAGAAAAAACAUAAUAUUCAGCCUGUGUGUUUUAAAACUGAAGAAACUGAAGCUAUAUAAUACGACUUGCAUCUUAUUAGUUGCUCUAAUUAUUAAGGAACAGAUGAUUUAUUAAGUAACUAGGGUGCUGUAUCUUUAGGCCGCCUCACACUCUUUAAGUCACCCGUGAGCAUGCAAUUUAUCAGAAAAUGUGUUCAUGGGUCCAGCAAAUACUGUUGGAUUGGUUUUCGACGUAAAAAUUCCGUUUUCCUCUCAAGUCACCUCUCAGCUCGUUCUGUCUGAUUGUAUGUUUGCGAUUCAUGAUUGAAAACCAACUGCCUUUUGCUUAUUUAAUAUUGCAUCAUUAGUUUCAUAUAACUUCCUUCCUUUUUAACUGACGAACUUCAACAUUUAUCCGACCUAUUGCGUUUCGCUUGAAAGAAAAUUAAUACUAAUUACUGUGUGAUGAUAACGUUACAUUUAAAGUUUCAACUGCGGGUUCAGACAUGCAAAGUUUCAAUUUCAAGCAAGGUGAGAGUUUGGAUAUUGUGAGCACGACUUAGGGACUUUUUUUACUAACUCCACAGUUCUCAGUUAAAAACCAAUUGCCAUCGGAGGAGGAAGUCUGGAGAAUAUUCAGUAAGUCUCGCAAAGAGUAAUUUCCAGUCUCAGUCUCGUGCGAAAAAGAAAACACUUGCAGAGUUCCUCAAACGUUCUACACAGCUGCUGAAACUUAAGACUGUAUAUAACGCUCCAUUCAAUGGUGGAAGCUGAAGGUCAGUCUCAUUCAAAAACGGAUGAAACCUAGAAAGCAAUGAAAUUCAGAUCUUUACGUAUUAUAGAAACUGAACGCUGAUUAGGGCUAUGUAAAAAAAAAAAAAAAAAAAAAAGAUGGCGAGUGCGGAAGGCUUGAAUUUGACAUUUGUUUUCUUCAACGCUUUCUUGUCGUUCACCGCCAUCGUAUUAAACAUCAUAACAAUGCAAGCGCUCAGAAAAACGUCGUCGUUGCCUAAGACUUUAAAAACAUUGCUACUAAGCUUGGCUGUGUCUGAUCUGGGUGUAGGCUUACUUAUCCAUCCACUGUCUGUUGCACUUCUUGUGAUAGAAAAAAACAGUACUGCUUAUUCUACAGUAAGGUUAGCGCGUUCAAUCCAGGCAAGAAUAUUGGUCUCUGCUUCGAAUUUUGGUGUUUUUGCAUUAGCUGUGGACAGGUUCUUGGCCAUUCAACUUCAUCUCAGAUAUCAGGAGCUUGUGACUUACAAACGUGUUGUUGCUGUUGUGAUCUCAUUCUGGGUGUUUAGUGCAUCAAUUUCCUUUCCAAGUCAUCCUAUUAUGCGAGCGGUCAUUUUCUUUGUUUGUGUCAUAAUCACAGGAUUGCUUUAUUGCAAGAUAUACGCUUCCGUCAGACACCACACAAAUCAGAUUCACGCUCUGCAAGUUCAACAGGCGACACAGAAUGAAGAUAUGGCAAAUGCCGCAAGGCUGAAAAAAUCUUCGCUGGCUACAUUCUACGUUUAUUUCGCGUACUUAGUUUGCUAUUUGCCAUUUUGUUGUUAUCUUUUUGCCAAUACCGUCAACGGUGAAACUCCCUUGAUAUCUCAUUUAAGGUCUUUCACAUUGAUUCUUUUGCAUCUCAAUUCAUCCCUCAAUCCCUUAAUCUACUGCUGGAAGAUGAGACACAUUCGACAAACUGUUAUGGACAUACUUCGAAAUAUUUUUCCCCACUAAAGAAAGGAUCUAACUGAGAAUAACUUAAUCGGCCUUUUUCUCUCUGAGUGGUGAAAAUAUUAACUUUCCAGCAAUACAAUUGGAAAAAUGACACUAAAUAUAAACGGGAACUGAAACCUCUUGUACUCUCAGUUUGAAGGCAAAGGGAGAAAUAUUUGAUCGAGUGAGUAUAAGUUCAUGAGAUUUCAGUUUGCUUUGGAAUAAUUAACAAAUAACGGAAACUCUGAAAGUAUUAUUUAUCAAAGUCCGAAAGAGGGCAAAGAGAAAAAACUAGUUAGUUUAGGACGAAUGACGAGUGACUUGAUAAACGGAGGGCCGAGUUUCCAAAUUUGCAUGGGCAAAAAGUUCUGUGUACAGUAAAGUGAGUUUACUAGAUUUUGUUAACCAUGUGCAUGCAAUGAAGAAAACUAACUAAAGAGGAGAGAGAUCAAAACUAUGUCAAUAAAUCUUGCAUACUGAAUGUACCAAGAGUGGCAAAAAGAUUUACCGGUAUAACAACAACAAUAACAAUACAUAAUAAUAACAAUUAUUAUUAUUAUUAAUAAAAAUAAUAAGAAUAAUAUUAAUAAGAAUAAUAAUGAUAAGAAGAAGAACACGAGCUUAUUUGUUGAGAGAGACGAAAACUAGUAGUUUAUACUGUUGAGAAUAUAUAUUACAAUACUUGUAACUGAUUCAUAUCAAUAAAGUUCACGUGAAAAAGUUAAGAUGUUUUGAAGAAUGCUAAAAAUAUACCAUUUAAUCAGGAAAGAGCUCUCCUGACAGCGCAACCGAUUGGAACAAAUGAUCGAUAGCUAAAUGACGUCAUAAUACUAAAAUACCAUGAUAUGGAACCACAAAGCAGUCAUAAUAUGGCUCCAAUAUCAAGCAAAGGGCUUCUUGCUCUGAGAUUACUUAGAACCAUAAUGUUUGACGAAACAAUGAAGUAUAAGGCCCAGGGUUGAACCUAUUCAGUUUCCUCUUGUCCCAGUUCAACGUCUUGCAAGCAACUCUCGGUACGUGCGUUUACAAUAAAGUUGAAACUUUUGUACGAGACCCCGUACUUAAUGUUUCCAUAGAUAUUUAGAAAGAGCGAGUCCAAAAAAGUAAUUAUUGUAACCACUCACAGAACAACAGUAACAACGUGAAAAUGAAAAAAAAAAUCUCAAAAUCGUAUAUUUUCCACUAUUCUUAAACUAAAAUGUGUUUUCUGCGACACAUUAAUUUUCCUGUUCGGUGGUUACGAGCGCUCUUUCAUAAUCAUGAAAGUUCGCCCACAAUUUCUAUUUCAAGGGAGGGGAGUGGAGAAAAGCAUGCUCCUGUCAUUUAGCAACUUUUAACCGCAAAGAGAAACACAAUACAUGCACACUUCAUACACACUGAAGUUUUUUUUUUUGGCCUACGAUGUAACUUCUGGGUCCACCGGUAAAUGUGCCAGCCAAUAAAGACAAUAAAGUCGAACGUUUUUACUACUUACAUUUAUCAUUUGUCAGGGAGGGGGUGGGGCUAAUUACAUCAGUUUUAUCCAAAAAACAAUUUUACCACUUCCUUCCGUAUACGUGUAUAAGAAGACAUUUUACAUGGAAAUAAGCGAGUUUUUUUUGUUUAUUUGGUACGCAUUAAAUUGCGCAAAAUGAUAUUGUUUUCGAUACAUUUUCAAUAAAAUGAAAUUGAGAAAUAGUUGAUUGUCAUUCAAGGCAUAUAUUGCUUUUUGCAACAUGAUUACUCAUCGAAUUGCCACGUCGUGUUGGCCGGUGUCAUAAAGUUGAGGCUUUAAUGGAUAUUUUAAACAUUCUGAUCAUUUGCUACUGAUUAAACUUUGACACACAAGACAGUCCAAGACGGCAUGAUUUGUUUAAGUAACUACCUACUGUGUCUUUGUUUAACACCCUAGCUAGCAAGUUUUCUUAAUGGAUAAUAAGUUUCUUAUCUUAACUCCUCCCUGUGACUCGUCAUAGAUCGUUGUUUAUCAAAAGGUCUGCCCCAUAUUGUUUGCAUGGGUCCAGUAAAUACAUUGGAUUUAGACUGCAAAACAGUCCGUAUUUUUGCGUAUUCAAGUACGCGCGAGCAGUCAAACAAAAGGUCUGGAACAAGGCUGAAAACAGAGAGCGAGGCUGGGGAGAGACGGUUUUUUUUCUCUCGCCUCACAAGCCCGAAAGGGUGUGUGUGACUGGCGCGCUUCGAGCGCGUAAGACUCUUACGCCACGAUUUUCCGAUUUCUUUACUAAUUCUGAGAAAAAAAACCGACUGUUCUGCAAUAUACUUUGGAUUGGUUUUCGACGUGAUAGUCGGUUUUCCCUAUAAACCAUCGUUAAACUCUGUCUUUGUGUAUGAUUUUGUAUUAGCGAUUGAUUGCAACCAGCUGCUGUUGAUAGAGCGAUUUUCGUAUGACCUUGAAACGAAAAAGCGCGAACAAAACAGAAACAACAAACGAACCGAAAUAGAGCGAUUUGUUUGGUUUAUUGAACGAAUGAAAACCCGCGUGGCAUUUGUUUGGUUAAGCGAACGCUUGGGUGAAAAAACUUCACGCCCGAGAACUUUCUUGAAAUCAAUCAAUACUUCGGUUUGACGUCAUACUUCAACACGAUUGGCUAAUCGGACAAUGCCUUCUCCAUAUUAGGGUUUUCUUUGGCGGGAAAACGAAGAGGUCAUGUUUUGAUCCUUUCAUCCAUUGGCUGAUAAAACAAAUAACGAACACUUCCCAAAACCAUUUUUCAAGGUCAUACGAAAAUCGCUCUACUUUAAUAUUGCUUCAGUAGUUUCAAUCUCUUCCUUUUUGACCUACGAACUUCAACACUUAUUUUUAUUAUAAGCAAUGCCCAAACUUGACAAGAGAGACGAACUUCAACGAACGAACUUCAACACUUAAUUCGACCUAUCGCGUUUCGGUUUAAAUGAAAAUAUAUUCAAAUUACUGUGUGAUGAGGACGUCAUAUUUAAAUUCUGAAUUACGGGCUCUAGCAGGAGGCCUGGGCUCUAGUAAGAAAUAGUUUUAAUUCCAAACAAGUGAAUAUCUCGGAUGCUAUGAGUACAACUUUAUGUUUAAUGGAGUGAGAAGUCGUCUUGUUUAUUAAAUGCGCAUUAAAUUGCGAGCAAUGAUGAACUUCCUUUAUAUUAAACUAAAAAAACUGGAGAUAAUAUGAUUCGCGUUUUGAUAGCUGCCUCGGAUGAAUUUAAUACCACCAUCCAUUAAGUUAAUAAAGCAUAGUAUAUUUUUCUUGAAUACUUUUUUAAUAAAAUGAAAUUAAAACAUAUACUUUCCGAGUUGAUUGUAGCUUAAGACAUAUAUUGCUUUUUUGGGACAUGAUAACUCAUUGAAUUGCCACCUGGUGUUGGCUGGUUUCAUUAAGAUAAGACUACAAUCCAACUUGUUUGCUGAACUCAAGUAAAAACUAUAAAAAAAGAAAAAAUUUUAAUUAAAUACGACUUACGACGAGUCUUAAGACUGAGGGUUCAGAAGAAAAACUUAUUACCUAUAAAAAACCUUACUAGCUAGGUUUUUAAAACAGAGACACAGUGGGUAGUUACUUGAUAAAUCAUUCGGUCAUAUGUGCCAGACUUGAUCAUUUGCAAACGAUCAGAACGUUUAAAACAUCCAUUGUAGUGCCCGACCUAAUAGUCUGCUUUUCCUAUAAACUAUCACUAAACUCUUUCUGUCUGAUUGUUUAUUUGCAAUCCUUUGCAAACCAACUGCCUUUUCUAGCAUAGUAUAUUUUUUUAAAUACUUUUUUAAUAAAAUGAAAUUGAAACAUACUUUCCGAGUUGAUUGUAGCUUAAAACAUAUAUUGCUUUUUUGGAACAUGAUUACUCAUUGAAUUGCCACCUGGUGCUGGCUGGUUUUAUUAAGAUGAGACUACAAGGAAUGUUUUAAACGUUCUGAUAGUUUGCAAAUGAUCAAGUUUGACACAUAUAACCUGAGAUCAGGCGUUAUUAUUAUUUUUUAUUAUUUUUUUUUUUUUUUGCUCAGUUGCUUCUUCGGCGCGAGAGGGAAAAAAUAGCGCCUGACCCAUUCAUUUAACAAGCCAUCAACCGCCCCCUAAUUUACAUAGUCUAACGUCCACUUGCCUGUCAUGUUAUUAGCUAAUGAGCGGUUACCAGAGGGGAAUCAAAUUUUGGUGGGAAUAAUAUCUCUUUCGUCGAAAUCAAUUUUAGGGAAGAGAAAAUUUUUAAAUACGUGCAGAUGGCGCUUUCUAAAAAAAAUUUGAGUGUUUUUUUUGUGAUGAAAUACUGCUGGCUGGAGCUGCCUUACCUUUAUUUAACAGCUACAAAUAAUAAAGAAUUUACAAGCUCGUUGACGUCGUUCUGUGGCGAAAGCAGUGAAAAAAAUUAGGCUGUGUCUUUGUUUUUUUAUAGGUAAUAAGUUUUAUUUUCCCUGAACCCCCAGUACUAAGACUUGUCGUAAGUCGUAUUUAAUUACAAUUUGUUCGUUUUUAUAGUUUUUACUUGAGUUCAGAAAACAAGUUGGAUUGGUGUCCGACCUAAUAGUCUGCUUUUCCUAUAAACUAUCACUAAACUCUUUCUGUUGGACUGUUUAUGUGCGAUCCUUUGCAAACCAACUGCCUUUUCUAAUUUGAUAUUGCGUCAGUAGUUCAAAUAACUUUCCUCCAUUUGACUGACAAACUCUCAACACCUACAAAGCUCGACCUUUCGCGUUUCUGUUAAAAGAAAGCUAUAUCCAAAUUUCCGUGCAAUGAGGAGAACUCCGAGCAUUGCACAGACAGUUUUAAUUUGAAAUUUUAGAUGUUGUGAGUGCGUUUCAGGGACUCUCUUAUACCAUUGGCCGUAUUUAUACUAGUCGAGAGGGCGUCUAAGACGUCUGAGACGUUUAAGACGUUGCUUCUAAGCCUGUGUAUUUCUGAUCUAGGUUUAGGUUUUCUUAUCCAGCCACUUUAUGUUGCAUAUCUUACGAUGGAAAUAACAAAAAAACAAUAA